CAAUUCUUCACCAUUUUCGGCGCUCACAACAACGACACAUUCCUCACCAACAGUCCGCAUAUUGUUGUACGCAGAGGACGCAGGGUCAGCAUUCUAGAGAUCCAUUGGCCUGGACGCUACCAAGUUGAGGGUGAGGAAAAUUGACUGACCUGGACCAGGCAGCUUCAGUUUGACAUGCGCUUGCUUCGACCUAGUCAUAUCUAAUAUAUACCCGCGAUGCUCCGCCUACAGGCACGGGCCCAGAUGCCCAACAGCUUCAAGAGGCUGCUCUUCCCAUUAUCCUCCCGAUCUUUCUCCGCAACUUCAUCCCCAUAUUCACCCUCGUCCUCAAAGGACAAAAAGCUCAACAGUGUUUCUCAACAUGUCACACAACCUAUUUCCCAGGGUGCUUCGCAGGCCAUGCUCUACGCCACAGGCCUUACCCCGGAAGAUAUGUCGAAAGCCCAAGUUGGCAUCUCCAGUGUCUGGUACAACGGAAACCCAUGCAACAUGCACCUCCUCGAUCUAAGCAACCGUGUGCGCGAAGGGGUGCAAAAGGCGGGGCUUAUCGGUUACCAGUUCAACACCAUAGGCGUUAGUGAUGGUAUCAGUAUGGGCACGUCGGGUAUGCGGUACAGCUUGCAGAGUCGGGAUCUCAUUGCUGACUCAAUUGAGACGGUCAUGGGCGGCCAAUGGUAUGAUGCCAACAUUAGCAUCCCCGGUUGCGACAAAAAUAUGCCUGGUGUUGUUAUGGCGAUGGGAAGAAUAAACCGACCAAGUUUGAUGGUUUACGGCGGAACAAUCAAGCCUGGUUGCGCAGCAACCCAAAACAACGCCGAUAUCGACAUUGUCUCUGCGUUCCAGGCCUACGGCCAAUUCCUAACAGGUGAGAUCACUGAGGCCCAGCGAUAUGAUAUCAUUCGACAUGCUUGUCCGGGUGGCGGUGCUUGUGGAGGCAUGUACACUGCCAACACCAUGGCCUCGGCGAUCGAGGUUAUGGGUAUGACUCUACCGGGAUCGUCGUCGAACCCUGCAGAAUCCAAAGCCAAGGACCUAGAAUGUUUGGCGGCUGGCGAAGCAAUUAAGACACUUCUCAAGGAAGAUAUCCGGCCAUCUGACAUCUUGACGCGCCAGGCGUUUGAGAAUGCGAUGGUUCUCGUCAACAUCACCGGUGGCUCCACCAACGCCGUACUCCAUCUGAUUGCCAUUGCUGACUCUGUCGGCAUUAAACUCACAAUCGACGAUUUCCAGUCCGUCAGCGAUCGCAUCCCCUUCCUCGCAGACCUCAAACCCUCCGGUAAAUAUGUCAUGGCCGAUCUACAUACAAUUGGUGGUACUCCCUCAUUACUCAAAUUCCUCCUGAAAGAGGGUCUCAUCGACGGCUCUGGAAUGACCGUGACCGGCCAAACCCUAGCCAAGAACCUCGAGAAGGUCCCUGACUUCCCCGCCGAUCAGAAAAUCAUUCGGCCCCUCAGCAACCCCAUGAAGCAAACCGGACACAUCCAGAUCCUCCGCGGAAGUUUGGCGCCGGAAGGCAGCGUCGGUAAAAUCACAGGCAAGGAGGGCACCAAGUUCACCGGUAAAGCGAAGGUCUACGACCAUGAAGACGACUUCAUCGCCGCAUUGGAACGGAAGGAGAUUUCAAAAGACGAGAAGACGGUCGUGGUAAUUCGCUACACCGGGCCCAAGGGCGGUCCCGGAAUGCCAGAAAUGCUCAAGCCCUCCUCUGCUCUCAUGGGCGCCGGCCUCGGUUCAUCCGUCGCCCUAAUCACGGACGGCCGUUUCAGCGGCGGCUCACACGGCUUCCUGAUCGGCCACAUCGUUCCCGAAGCCGCAGUCGGCGGGCCCAUUGCGCUCGUCCAGGAUGGCGACGUCAUCACCAUCGACGCAGAGAAGCGCUUGCUUGACCUGAAUGUCUCUGAAGAUAUCCUUGCGCAGCGCAGGGUUGAAUGGGCCGAUCGGGAAAAGAAGGGAUUAAAUCCCGUUACGGGGAUGAAGAUGAGAGGGACGCUGGGUAAAUAUGCUAGAACCGUCAAGGACGCAAGUCACGGAUGUAUCACCGACGCAUUGUAGAAGUCUUUUCUAAUUUUUUCCCCUUCUGUUUUCCCUUUUCCGAGUCUUUUCAUCCCACGAUACCUUUAGGCAUUGACUACUUCAAUAGAUAUCGAUUCUGGAUUUUUCCUUUUUGUUUUUUAUGAUUUCUGUACAGUACUUUUAUCUUCUAGCAACACGGGCCAGGCCGUUAGUUUUUUUUUAACAAAAAAAUUUGUGAAACGUGAAAAUAUAUAACAGCAUGAAGACGUGGUUUUUCUAAUUCGCUUUGCCCUUGCCCAUCACAGCGCAUCUAAUCCUCGCGUUUUUUAGGCACUUAUUUUAUAAUUAUGAUAGAUACUGAAAGAAAAAUUUUUGUUUAUUUCAAUAUAUGAGAAAUCAAGAGUUGAGGAGAACUGACAUGGUCUCUGGUCUCUUUCUAUUAUCUGUGAGGUAUUGAUUAAGCCCUAAAUCGGACUCUCAGUAAGAAGAAGGGAGGGGCAAAAACAGCAAGAAUGAGUGUUAGUGCUGGGAGGAAAAGAAUGUAACUAGAUAUAUUUACAAGUGAACCGAGGUUUAAAACCAAACACAACCUAACUAAUAAUGGAUAUCUGU
Molecule: messenger RNA, 2625 nt
Organism: Blastomyces dermatitidis ER-3
Lineage: Eukaryota; Fungi; Ascomycota; Eurotiomycetes; Onygenales; Ajellomycetaceae
Product: dihydroxy-acid dehydratase, mitochondrial
Exons: 4
Coding region: 217-2052 (611 amino acids)
Biological process (GO): branched-chain amino acid biosynthetic process
Cellular component (GO): mitochondrion
Molecular function (GO): dihydroxy-acid dehydratase activity
Source: RefSeq, a predicted model, not a curated record